Molecule: messenger RNA, 1089 nt
Organism: Tremella mesenterica DSM 1558
Lineage: Eukaryota; Fungi; Basidiomycota; Tremellomycetes; Tremellales; Tremellaceae
Exons: 8
Coding region: 1-1089 (362 amino acids)
Biological process (GO): regulation of autophagy; positive regulation of TOR signaling; cellular response to amino acid stimulus
Cellular component (GO): fungal-type vacuole membrane; Gtr1-Gtr2 GTPase complex; nucleus
Molecular function (GO): GTP binding; GTPase activity
Source: RefSeq, a predicted model, not a curated record
AUGUCUGUAGCGGCAAGAAAGAAGGUGUUGCUCAUGGGAAAGUCGGGAAGUGGUAAAACUUCUAUGCGAUCGGUCAUCUUCUCCAAUUACAGCGCAAAGGAUACAAAACGUUUAGGAGCGACAAUAGAUGUGGAACAGUCAGCAGUGAGAUUUCUUGGGUCUUUGGUCCUCAACCUGUGGGAUUGUGGAGGUCAAAACGCCUUCGUCGACAAUUACCUCGCCGCUCAGAAAGAUACAAUCUUUUCCAAUGUCGCAGUUCUCAUCUAUGUAUUCGACAUCACCUCCACUGAAUGGGAAACGGAUAUGAGAUAUUUCGAAGGUAUCAUUUCUGCCCUUAGAGAAUAUUCACCCGACGCGGGGGUAUGGGUGUUGAUUAAUAAAAUGGAUUUGGCGGAUAAGGAAGAUCCAAAGAGAAAGAAAUAUGAUGAGAGACGUGGUGAUGUUGUGAGUGUGGAUGAGAGGGUGAAAGGUAAAGCUAGAGGGAUGUUGAGGUGUUUUCCUACUAGUAUAUGGGAUGAGUCAUUAUAUAAAGCCUGGUCAUCCGUCAUUCAUACACUUAUCCCCAAUAUAGGCCUCAUCACCUCACAUCUCACCUUCAUGCGUGAUCUUUGUCUCGCUGCCGAGGCGGUGAUGUUCGAAGCUGAGACUUUUUUGGUCAUUGCUAAGUCCGGAUCUCCAUUGGACUCUGAUCCUUCACAAAUGGAUGAUAAUGAAGUGAAGAGCGGGGCAAAAGCUUUGGAUCCUCAAAGGUUCGAGAAGAUUUCAGAGAUUAUCAAAGGGUUUAGAAAAACGUGCCAACGGAUAGGAGAAACCUUCUCAUCAUUUGAGAGUAAAUUCGAUGACUGCACAGUCGUACUCGAACCCUUGACCAGGAAUACUUUCAUCCUCAUCGUUUCUGUCGACCCUCGCAUAGAAUCCGCCAUGCUUACUUAUAACAUCUACCAUGCUCAAGUCCACUUUGCAGAUUUCUCCAAUCGUGAUGGUGUCAAACGAAAGUGUUCCUUAUGUAGAGCCAAUACAGAAGCUCCAUACGAAGUCGAAGGGGAUGAGGAUCCAAAUGUGAGAGCGUGGGAUGAUGUGGGGAUGUAA